This is a messenger RNA of Cuscuta campestris, 1415 nucleotides long. The record is from the annotation of a GenBank genome assembly. Lineage: Eukaryota; Viridiplantae; Streptophyta; Magnoliopsida; Solanales; Convolvulaceae.
ACUCACCCUCAGGCCUCACCUCAGCCAUUCAUUUGUUAUCCAUUCAUUCUCCUCUUCUCGUUCUUCUUCAACGCGAGAGAAUCAAAUCGGAAGGGGAAGAGCUCUUAUGUGAUGCAAACAGGCCCAAGGAGCGAGAGAAAGGAGACUUCGAGGAUGAUGGAGGUGGUGCCGACACUAAAUCUUGAACCCUAGCCCUCGGAUCUCGUUUUUGGAAGUAUUUUUCAGUGCCAAAACACGAAAAUCUUUUGUGUAAUGGUAUUUAUUUGAUAUAGAGUUCAGAUCUUUCUCAAUCCCCAAGAAGAUCGGUGCCUCUUCCUCUACCGGUCAGAACCCCACUCCCCCAAGACUGUCCAUGUCCAACAGGAAACUGUUGAGAUCAUCAACGAGGAGGAAACUCCUCAGAUCGAGGGGGGGGGGGCGAAUCCUCCUCCCAACAAGGGGAAAGGGAAGACUCUCGAGAAGAAGGUAGCUCUCACCCACCCAAAUGCAAAGAGGCACAUGGGAAAGAUUGUCCCGGUGGUGGAGUCCCUGGAAGAGCUCUGGGUCAAACUUGGGCUUUGGCUAAAAGAGAUUGGUGAAGUGGGGCGGAUGCCCUAGAACAGUUCUCUAAAGGUUCCCCCUCCCGAGCAUCCCAGUUGGAGGAGAAUCUGAAGAACGUUGAAGCUCACAACCGGGAGCUCCAAGAGGUGAUGGCCUGCUAGGUCAAUGAGAUGGCCGGCGUCUCGUGAAUGGCUGGAGCGGCGAGUGCGAAGAUCCUCCAGCUGAAGGAGGAAAACUCGUAGCUGAUGGGGGAGGUCUCCCAUCCGAAGGAGGUGGUCAAGGAGAAGGACAGGGAGCUACCUGGUAGAGCUCACUAAUGGAUGGAGGAGGACCUCGACGAAGCUGCCCACGUGUUCACCUCCACUCCGGAGAAGACAAUGGAGGCAUUCAAGUUGCUCUACCGGGAGCCACAUGGGAAGGAGAUGAUCACCUUGGUGGGAUCUUGCGGCUUCAUGUCUAGUCAGAAGAGAGACCGGGAGGCCACCCAUGCUAUUCUAGCUGAGCAGGAUCCGGACUUCUCCGCAAAAUCUUAUGGCCUGGCUCCCAUCCUAGAGGAGGAACCUGCUCCCCCCUUCCCCCUUCACUAGGCAAUCCCGGCUGCGCCUGGUUAUCGUUUGUAAAACUUUAAACUUCUAUUUUCCCGAGAAUGCCUGGAGUAUUUGUAAUCAUUCAACAUUUUCUUUAAUAUCAAUGUCAUGUUUACUUUACUGACCGAUUAUCUUCUACCUUUGAGUAUUUGAUAUCUUGAUUUGAAUGUGAAUUUUUACCUCUAGAUCCUUUUCUUUAAUUCGAUCUGAUCAAACACUCCUAGUAGGAAUCUGUAUUUCCAAUUCCUCCUUGAUGUUUGACUUUGACUUAUCGGUAGACCCCUUCCU